This is a messenger RNA of Rotaria sp. Silwood2, 1059 nucleotides long. The record is from the annotation of a GenBank genome assembly. Lineage: Eukaryota; Metazoa; Rotifera; Eurotatoria; Philodinida; Philodinidae.
AUGUUUUCGUUGCUGUUUUUAUCAAUUAUUGGUUGUAUUUUAGCCCAAGAAACUAUAGUUGAUGUAGCCGACUGUCCUGCAGGAUAUUUUUGUUUAGCUAGAGGUAUAUUGCCCAUCCCGUGUCCUCCAGGAACAUGGAGUAAUGCUGGAGCAGUUCAAUGUCAACAGUGUCAACUAGGAUAUUAUUCAACGACAGGUGGAUCAUCUUACUGUACCAUAUGUGAACCAGGACAUUCUUGUGGAGCUGCUGAAUUGCCUCCUGAAGCAUGUCCAUUAGGAUUUUACAAUGACAAAUUAGGACAAGUACAAUGUACUCCAUGUGAUUCUGGUACCUAUACACCUGCAACAGCUUCAGUAGAAUGUACAUUAUGCCCAGCAGGAUCAUUUUGUUCAGAUGCAGCUGUAUUGCCAGAUCUAUGUCCCACAGGUCAUUACAGCAGUCCUGGUCAAAUACAAUGUACUGUAUGUCCUGCAGGUCAUUAUACGACUAAAAAUGGUUCAGCACUGUGUAAGACUUGUCCCAUUGGCCAUUACUGUUUGGCAGGAAAUGAAGAGCCAAAACCAUGCCCACCUGGAACAGCUAAUGCAUUACAUGGUCAAACAGCUUGUAUACCAUGUUCAGAGGGCAAAUAUAGUGCAUAUUCAGGUGCUAUAGUAUGUGAUUUAUGCCCAAUUGGUAGCUAUUGUGAUAAAGCAGAUGAACCACCAAAACCGUGUCCAGCAGGAUUUUUUUGUUUGGAAGGACAAACAACGGGUACACCAUGUCCAACUGGCUAUCAAACAACAUUAACAGGACAAAGUUAUUGUAGAAUUUGUUCGCCUGGUCAUUAUUGUCCAAACCCUGAUGGUAAUCCAAUUCUAUGUCAACCAGGUUAUGCAAAUAAUAAACAUGGUCGUGUUGAAUGUGACCUCUGUCCUAGUGGAUCCUUCGCAGAUGUUGCUGGUUUAGCUUAUUGUGUCACUUGUCCACCUGGUUAUAUUUGCACUAAUGCUCGUACAGCACCAAUGUCUUGUCCAUUGAAUAAAGCUAGAGGACAAACAAUCUGUCCUGCUAAAUAA